GAGUGCGGUGCGUAGUGGUUGCCAUUUUCAGACGUCUGUGCUGCAACAGCCAUCAACGUCUCCAUCAUUGUCACCUACCGAUGAUGGCCGUCUGUCUUCCCUUCGUUCAAUCUCUCUCUAUCCUUUCUUCCUUUCUCUAGAAUAUCCGAUCUUCUGGGGAGCAAAUAAAUAAGUUGCAGGUUCGGAUUUGGUGGAUUCUAUCACCUUGGAUUUUGUUUUUUAUUAUAUAGGGUUUCUUUUUUUGUUUGGAUCGAUUCAAUCCGUCUGCAUUGGUAUUGCGGUUGCUUUUUUUUUCUUUUUCUUUCCCUUUAUAUCUGUUUCUGCGAUUUUGCAUCGGCUUUGAGGCAGCUUCUGCAGAUUUGAAUAGCGACAGAGAAUAGUUUGAAACCUGUUCGCCCGUUUGCGAAUAGUGUAUUAUUCUUCUAAAGAGACUCUGGAUUUGAUUUUCCACUCUAGAAAGUGGCGAUGCUUGAUACUUCUGUACUGUGUUGUUGAUCAAAACCUAUAUUUCUGUUUGUUACGAGCGUUAUCUUUUUGAUUCAGAGCUCAAAUCCUUAUUGACAUGGAUUAUUGAUUUUCUCUGAAUAUUGUUUCUUUCAGUAUUUGAAAGCAGGCAUGUUAUAUUUCGUUGUUACAGUUUUAUUUAUUUAUGUGUCAUGUUUCAAAUCUAAAAUAAAGUUGAUGCUAUUGGACUCCAAAGGGAGAUUUGGUGGCUGAAUCCUUAUUAACAUGGAUUUGAUUUUCCAAUUUAGAAAGUGGCUAUGCUUGAUACUUCCGUGCUGUGUUGUUGAUCAAAACCUCUAUUUCUGUGGUGUUACUAGCGUUAUCUUUUUUAUUCAGAGCUCAAAUCCUUAUUGACAUGGAUUAUUGAUUUUCUCUGAAUAUUAUUUCUUUCAGUAUUUGAAAGCAGGCAUGUUAUAUUUCGUUGUUAUAGUUUUAUUUAUUUAUGUUUCAUGUUUCAAAUCUAAAAUAAAGUCGAUGCUAUUGGACUCCAAAGGUAGAUUUAGUGGCUAAAUCAUCAAAGGAUGCAUUUUUACUCGUCUGCCCAUUUGAAGGUGAACUGGAUGUUUAGAAAUUGAUUGAUGAUGAGUUUAGACAUAUGGAAUUGAUGUUGAGUUCUCUUAAACUGUCCAAGAAUCAGAAUAGAGUGGCUGUGAAGGUCAAAUUUUACUUAUGAUGCUUUUUUUGAUACGCAAAAGGAGAUUAUAUUGAGCAGUGCUUAGUUUAAUGUAAUCAAAGAUUAAGUUGGCUGUUCCUAAAAGAAAAAUUUGAUGAAAGGGAUGAUCUGUUGCGGGUUUGAACAUAAAAGAAUUGACACUCUCUUUUAUAAUUAAUUUAUCCAUAUAUGGAUUCACUCACUUAAAGAUUAGACAAAUAAUAAGCUAUAUACUGAAUCUCUUCUCUAAAUCCAUCAAUUAAAAUUAAAAUUCACUAUUGCUUAUUGAAUAUUGACCUUUCUGAUGUAGAAAAAUCUUGGCAGUCAUCAAGGUGAAAAUCCAAAAGAGCCCCUGUUGCACUGUCUCUGUCUAUAUAUAAAUGAGAAGAGUGGGGCGGUUACCAUUUUCAGAGGUUUCUGCUUCCACCGCAAUCACAAUCACCUACCAUCUUUGCCUUUUCUCCACUUUGCUCAAUCUUUCUCCAUUCCCCGUCCCUCUCCAGAAUAUGAUAUUUUUUGGACCAAAUCAAUAAACUACAAGAAACAUAAAAUAGUAUUGACAAGAGAAUGGAACCACAGGGAAGGAUGAGAUAUCCUGCAAAGAAAGCAAAAAUAAGAGAGUCAAGCAGCCAAAAAAGUGAAUUUGGUAGCAUGUUCAGAAGAGCAUCAAUGGAUUUGAUGGGGGAUGGUGGCACAGUUCCCGAAUGUGGUGCAAUCUUCAUGUCAAACAGGAAAACAAUGGAAGAAUGUCUUAGACGGAACCUAUUCGGCCUUCCAUUUUCUAAGGCUGGAUUUGUAAAACAUGUCAAAGUGGGAAUGGUUUUAUUUUUAUUUGAAUAUGAGAAGCGAGAACUUCAUGGCGUAUUCCAGGCAAGCACAGAUGGUGCAAUUGAUAUUGUUCCCGAGGCUUUCUGUUCAUCUGGCAAACGGUUCUCUGCCCAGGUUCGCAUUACAACAAUCUGGAAUUGCACUCCUCUGACUGAGCAUGAAUUCAGUGAUGCUAUUCGAGAUAACUACUUUGCGGCAAACAAGUUCAACUUUGGUUUGUCCAAAGACCAGGUUCACAGGCUUCUAUUGUUGUUUAGUUCUAAAAAGUUGAAAGAUCUACAACCUCAGAGACAACUCAGAAGAAGUAAUGUCUCAAAACCAGUCAGGAGCUCUUUAGGUAAAGUUCGAAGAGUAGAUGCUAAAACUGGUCAUAGGAAAGAAAAUGUACAUGGAGUGAACAAUGAUCUUUGGCCAGCCAUCUUGACUGAGUACCCUGGGAAUUCUUUGGGUAAAAUAAGUAGACUUCCUGAUGAAGCCAGUUUUGCAGUAAGUGAUCAGGGAGAACGUCAACGUGCUUUGGAAAGAGAUAUUGGGCUGUUCAUAUCGACCGUGAAAGAUGAAGUAAUUAAAAUACCUGACAGUGGCAGGUUUACAACGAGUGAUAGGGUAGGAAAUGAUCGUAUCACAGCUGAAUACCAAGAGAAAUCUUUGGGCAAAGAAAGAAGGGCAUCCUAUAAUGGCAGGUAUCCAACAAGUGAUUGGGUUGAAAAAGAUUAUAAUGUGGACCCUGAUAUUGCCCAGGGGCACAUCAGAAACCCUUUAAAACAACCCAAUGAUCUUAAGCCAGUCUUGACAACUGAACGCCGUGAGAAAUCUUUGGGCAAAGAAAGGAUGGCUUAUGUAGGCAGGCAUUCAACGAGUGAUUGGUUUGGAAAUGAAUGUAAUGCUCACAGUGAUCUUGGUGCGGUCAUCUCAACUGAAUACACCAGAAACUCUUUAAAACUAUCCAAUGAUGACAGGUUUGAAAUGAGUGGUAGAUCAGGAAAUCAACUUGAUAGUGGGAAUGAUGAUCUUGGGCCUGCCAUCUCGGUUGAGUGCCUUGGCAACUCUUUGGGUGAAGUUAGAAGAGGACCUGAUCCUGAGAGGUUUAUGACAAGUGAUAGGAUAGGGAAUGAAGGUCAGGUCAACGAUGAUCUUGGGCCAGCUAUCUCAACUGGGAUCCCAGUUAACCCCUUGGGUGAUGCAAGAAGAGUGGUUGAUGAUAACAGGUUUAUGGUAAGUAAUAGAGUAAGAAAUCAACUCCAGGUGGAUGAUGAUCCUAGGAUGGCCUUCUCGACUGAGUAUUAUAGGAACUCUUUGGGUGAAGCAAGAAGAGUAACUAAUGUGGACAGGUUUGCAAAAAGUGAUUGGGUGGGAAAUGAAUGUCAAAUGGACAAUAAUAUUGAGCCUGCCAUCUCUACUGAAUACUUAUGUAAGCCUAACCUGAAUAGGUUGGAUUAUUCUGGCAAACAAAUUAAAGGAACUGAUAAUAGCUCAGCUCAACCUUAUUUUGAAUCAUCAGCAUUUUGCUUGAGAGAGCAAAGAACAUCUUGUGAAGAUACAAUUGCCACAAGUACUGAUCCUUACAGAUCUGGAACACCCACUAUUCACUAUAGUGGCUUGCCAUCUUGUGGGUUGUAUCACAGUUCUAAUUCUGUACAAGAAUGCCCUCACUGCAGUUCUCUGGGUAAUGCUUUUAGUUCACCUAAAAACAAAUCACCUCCAUUUCAUGCAGAGUCCAGAGGUGUAACCAGAUGCUUGGACAUCACUUCUGGCCUUGGGAAUUGUGUUUCUUCACCUACUCCCAAUGAUUACGAGUGUUCUUGCUAUAGGACCACUAUGCCAUUCUCAGGGCCUGGAUAUUCUGAAAGCAAGGCUGUAGAAUUCUCUGAUCUUGAAGGUUACAGAGGCUCAUCCUUUGCAGGGUCCUUACUUCCUGUGCCUCUCCUAAAGGGUGAAAAUGAUGGCCCUGCUCCAUAUUCCUUCUGGCCCAUUGAGGAGACUCCAUAUGAUUAUGGGUAUCCUGAAGCAUCACACUACAAAAAUAAACUACUUCCGAAAGGUGGGGAUGGUGAAGCUUAUGCUGCCAAUGUUCCUCUGUCAAAUGAGGUUCAAUGCCACUCUCAAGGUGAUCUUUGUUCUCUAGAGGCAAAAAGCUUGAACUUCCAUGAAAACAAUAUGUCAGAUCAUGACUUCCAGUCAAGAAAAAAAUUCAGAGGAAUGUAUUCUGCUCAUCAAAAGAGCAGAAAUAGUGUCUUUUCUCGCUUGACUUUUGCUGCUGAAGCGUGUGCAGAAGACAAUGAUAGCCCUGUGGACUACAAUGAACAUAAUGUGGACACAUCAGUGGAUGAACUCAUGGACAUGUUGCAUGACAGUAGUUAUCACUGGGCAAAGAAAUUGAGAAAGUCCAAACCAUUAAUUGGACAUCAUGAUAAUGGCGAAAACAUUAGGAAUAAGAAACUAAAAACCAUCUACAGUGAGAUGGAGAGGGAUCAAUGUACAUUAUUUCCGAUACAGAAGAACAUGGAUGCUACUCUAGGCAAUGGAGAGAGUGAUCAUGAAAGGACCAAAGGCAAGCCAGCAGUGCAUUUCAAAAGGCGAAGUGAGACAGGGAAAAAUAGGGAUGAAAUCAAGACUGGGGGGUUUGUUGAAAGUACAGGGAGCAAUGGCUUGUUGGGUGCUCAUCAGAAGAGGAGAAAACUAGUCCGGCCAAACUUCAGUAAAAAUGAGCCUUCUCAUGAGAAAGACGUCAUUGGUGAAAACACUCCAAAUCUACAGCUAUCAUCUCAAGAAAGCUCUUUCAGUAAAGAUAAUACUGGAAGUUGUGAGGCUUCGGAUAGAAACCAUGAAAACAAAAAGAAUGUGGGGCAGCAAGCUGGUUUGCUGCAUGCACCGUGUCAAGCAGGUUGUGAAGCUAUCUCCACUGAAGCAAAAAGUGGUUCAGACAGCGAAGGAGGGAGGAAAGAAGAAAGCGGUUCAGGGUUGUCUCUUAAAAAUGAAGGUGAAAAUGGGAAAGAAGGUUCAAAAAUUGAAGAGGCAAACCUUUCAGUUACUUGUAGAGAUGAAUCCAUUGCCGAGGAAUCCAUGGGGCAUGGAUUAUCUCAGGAUCAUGUUACUGAGAGCUGCUCCAAUGUGCAAGAGUCAUCUCUCAAGAUAUGUGAAGAAAAUGCUGGAAGUGUAACUGGAUUGGAAAGCGCUUGAAAAAAUGAUAGAGAUUAUGAAAUGGAGUCAGCUUCAAAAUGUUGGGAACUUGAAAGAAGCUUAAAGCCAGACAUUCACAGAAACUAGUUCAGGCAAUCAGAAUUCAGAAUCAAAGAUAGUAUAUAUAAACAUUCAAAGGUCAAGGUCAGGCAUGUCUGUCCUUUUAUCAUUGGUCUUGUAGUUUGGAUUAACUGAUAUUCUUUUGGUGUUUUGAUGCUGCCUGCUUUGAAUGGGCUUAUGUAUGUUUUUGACAAAACCUGUUUACUCAUCUACAGAGUAUUCUCUCUUUCUGCAA
Molecule: messenger RNA, 5459 nt
Organism: Vitis vinifera (wine grape)
Lineage: Eukaryota; Viridiplantae; Streptophyta; Magnoliopsida; Vitales; Vitaceae
Exons: 5
Coding region: 1724-5164 (1146 amino acids)
Source: RefSeq, a predicted model, not a curated record